Messenger RNA from Prorocentrum cordatum, 7391 nucleotides. The record is from the annotation of a GenBank genome assembly. NCBI's taxonomy places the organism in Eukaryota, Dinophyceae, Prorocentrales, Prorocentraceae.
CAAGCUCAGCAAGGACGACCCGCUCAGGCAGCACUACGAGGCCCUCUGGCCAGAGCUCGCCGCAGCCAAGCCACCAGCAGACCAACCAGUCGUUGGAUUCAAGGCAGUGGAGGCAGCUGCUCGACGCUUGGGCAAACUCCAGAAGAAAGUACGAUCGGCAGGGGAGCAAGUUGAGAGUGCCCAGCAGUACUUGGCUGAGAGUGAACGCAAGCUUCGUGAAGCCAUGGAAGCCUCCAUUGCAGCCGAAGAUGAGUUCGACAAGCUCAAGGCCACAGUCGGCAAGCAAGAGGCCCCAGCAGAACCUGCAGCCGAGAAGCCAACUCUGGCAGCCCUCCUGGAGCAGUUCGAGCAUGAUCCUGACGACUUCCACAAGUGGUCCGAGCCCGACAAGGAGGUCUGGCGAGCAGCAAAGGCCAAGGGCGAGCGCAUGGCCCAGACGGUCAAGGAGCACGAGGAGGAGACGGCGAAGCACCUGCGACUAUUGGAGGAAGAGACGGCCAGGCACCAGGAGCAGCUGCGCCAGCUCGAGCAGCCCCUCAGCGAGGUGCCUCCACUUGCACUGAGGCAGCAGGGACAGCCGCCGCGGCUGCGCCCACCGGCGCCGCAGCAGCUGCCCAACCAGAAGCAGGCGCAGCAGAACAUGACAAAGCAGAAGAACGCCGAGCUAGAGUGGAGGCCCACAUCCAGGAGGCGCGAGAGAAGGUCUCGCUGGCUAGGCGCGCCGAGACAGUCGUCGAUGCAGAAGGGCAAGGUGACCACUCAGCAGGGUAGCCGCCCCAAGGCGAGCACGAAGAAGGCUCGCCGCCCGCACCACAUCGACUUCUUCAACGUCACGACCUGGGGCCUCCAGGCACAGGGCUACCUCAUGGAGAUCAACGACACCAAGGACAGGGACAUCAUUGGCAUCGCGGAGCACCACCUCCGCCAGCCUGCGCAGAUAAGCAAGGACAGGAUCGCGGGUUUUGAUGAGCACUACCUGCACGAGGACGGCAGUGACGUCACGGUGGUGAUCUCCAACUUGCACAAGGUUCGUUUCGCAGUGGCUUUCGUCUACCUUGAGUGUGGGACGGGCUUUGGAGAGCGGAACGUCGACAUCCUCUGCGACCUGCGGGAGAAGAUGGCCGUCUGGGGAGGGCCCUGGGCAGCGCUUGGGGAUUUCAACAUGACGCCGUCGGAGCUCAACAACAGCAUUUGGCCCAGGGCGCUGAAUGCUCAGGCAGCAGCGGCGGAGGAUGGCGCCCCCACAUGUUUCCCAGCAGUAGGUGAUGCCAGGUGCAUCGACUUCGCGCUGAUCUCGCAGGGCCCGGCGCCGUAUUUCGACCAGCUGGAGCUGAUCAGGACCGCGCCGUGGAAGCCGCACAUCGGCAUCCGCUUGAAGCUGAAGGGGCGGCCUCUCAUGCUCAAGGGCAGGGUACUUCGCAGGCCAGCAGCCAUGAAGCCGCCAGUCACAGUCGAGAGAAUGCCGAAGUCCAGAGCCGCUUGCAGACGAGCGGCGCGCGGAGGCCAGGAGGCCAUGCGCCGACGUCAGCAAGCGUUGGCAGAGGCAGGAUGCGACCUGGACGAGAACGACAUGAAGCCAGUGCCGCAGGUGUACUACGACAAGGAGGUCCAGCACGUCAUCCCUGACGUGCUGUGGCAGGCCACCUCCGAGCGGGUCAGCGCGCGCGCCUACGACGAGUUUCCCCAGCACUUGCAGCACACAGUCGUCGGCAAGAUGAUGGAGCGGGACAUGCUGGACCUGGGGCAACAGUACGACCGCUUCGCAAGCACCCUCGAGCUCAGCCUGUGCGAGAGCAUCGGCAUCCCAGAGGAAGAGCGUGGACGACAUCUCGGGCACAGCCGGCCCCCGAGCUACGAGAGCGCGAGCAUCAAGGACACCGUCACCUCUACGCCAUGGGCAGGGGUCGAGAGGAAGAUCCACGCGUGGUGGGCGGAGAUCUCCUCCUUGGCGCGGCAGCUCUCGCACCAUGAUGCCCGAGCGCAGGAGGCAGCAGCAAGUCGACAGGGCAAGACCCAGGCACUUCCCGAUGAGGACUCAGGAGGUGGACAGGGCCCGUCGGCGCCUGAGCUUGGCCCCGUCAUGUCUGACAGCCUGGUAGGCCACGAAGACGGAGUUCCCGCACCAGCCAUGAGCCCAUCGAAGAGCUCGGGAGGAAGCUCGGUGGAUCGCGCCCCCACCGAGCGGGGCGAGGGCCCCCCCGAGCUGCAGCAGCGGCACGCAGGCAGUGGAGGCGCAGAUGGAGGCGGCGGCAGUAGCACCAAGGACAUCGCGAAUCAGCCAGCACUUGAGGACGCGUCCUGGACCUCCGAGACGGGCACAGCCUUCCAAGAGAUGAGGGCGAGGCGGCCUGGCCUAGAGAAAGAGGUAGGACGCAACACCAUGGACAUCCAAGAUCACGACCCCUUCGAGGACGAGGAGGACUACUUGGAGUACCGCCGGGAGAUUGCGGACCAGGAGAACAGCGACGGGUACCACCAGCACAUCGAGUGGCAGCAGGACAGCCUCGAGUUCGGCCAGGAGGACUGCGACGGGCACCACCAGCCCAUCGAGAGGCAGCAGGACAGCAUCGACUACGGCCAGACCGUUCGCCCAGAGGCAGAGGAGCCACGUGAUAUGGGCCUGCCCCCACCAGACCUCUGGAAUGAGGACCAGCACCAGCGGGAGCGGGAAGACUACGUGGCCAUGAGAGAUGACUUGGAGUACUGGGCGGCCAUCUGGAUGGACAACCUGGUGCAGCUCCCCACGGACAACAGCAACUGGAUGCAGAUCUGUGUGCCGUUCCUGGAGACCAUCUUGGGUGGCGGAGGCAACAAUGGCAUGGUGAGACUGCUCAGGCGCAGGUACCAGCAGGUCCGCACCCACAGCGGCCACCAGACGCAGCAGCAGAUCAACACAAGACGGCAGCUCGCACAGCAGCUCAACCAGCCUGACCCAGGCAGGCUGAACGAAGAAGGUGCAGCCAAGGACCAGCAGCAGGCCCUCCUCACAGACCUGCACGCGAUAGCAGAGGGCGCCCUCGUGGACCCAGGGACGAUCAGCAGGGUAGCAGAGGAGGUAAAGAGCAUGGCCAAGCUACUCACAAAGGCGGUGAAGAAGGCGUACAUCCACUGGGUGCACGACGCCACGGCAGGCAGUGCGAAGAUGGCCCACGCCUACACCAAGGCAGCGGAGCGCAGCCACCUGGAGGACAUCCUUGAGCACGAGGGCCAGGUCAUCAACCACCCGCAGCAGCUGGUGGACUUGCGCAAAGAGGCAUGGCAACGCAGGUGGACACGAGAUGCGCAGAAGGCCGAGAGGAUCCAAGAGGCGCUGGCCAAGCUGAGGCAGGCCAUGGGCGCCCAGGGGCUGGAAGACUUCGUGCAGUGCCUGACCAGCUGUGAGCAACGGGCAGCGUGGCCGUGGCAAUUCUACUUGGUGCUGGAGCUGCUGCUGGGCAAGAAGCCAGGAAUCGGCGGUGAGCGCCCCAUCGGCCUCAUGCCCAUGCCGUACCGCAUCUGGAGAGUCUUCUACGACGCGGCAAACUUCUACGACAACAUAGGCCUCGACCAGCUGAUCGAGAAGGCCAGCGCCCUCCAGUACCAGUUGCUGCCGCUGGCAAUGGCCGUGCAGAUGUACCUUGCGCCCAGGGCCAUCAUGGCCCACAGCCUCUUCUCGGACAUCUUCGAGCCUGCCAACAGCAUGGUAGCUGGCUGCGGCCAAGCGGUCGACCUCACCAGACCGCUCUUGUAUGGCAUCCUGGAUGCAGCGCACAGGCACCACAUCUUCGUCGUCAUGCAGCAGUACCUGGGCGACCUGGCCCUGCAGGUAGAGGGUGCGCGGCGGCAGGUCAUUGACCAGAUCAAGUACGUGGCAGCGCUGGUGCACGAUGGAUUCAAGCAGCUCUCGAUACCCAUCUCCGUUAAGAAGGCAGUGGUGGCCUCGGGCAAGGACUUCCAGGCUGAAGUCGCCAGCAUCCUGGACAGCCUGGGCACCCCCAACAAGCAACCAGGUGUAGUGCGCGACCUCGGCGUGGACACCAGCCUCGGCAAGCAGCUGCGGCGACCCACCCAUGCCGCGCGCCAGGCCAAGGCCAAGCAGAGGGUGGCCAAGCUCAAGGACCUAGCGAAGACGGACGCCAGAGGCGCGGCAAAGGUCUACUCAGCAGGGGCUUACUGCCAGCAGGCCUGGGACUUACCAGCGCACGGCAUCACGCCCACGGAGGCGAAGUCGGUCAGGGCUACGGAGGCAGCGCUCCUCACAGGCGGACACAAGGCUGGACGCUGCACGUCCACCAUCCUCCUGAUCCAGGGGGGAAUGCAAGAGGCAGUAACCCGAGCCAUCGGCGACCAGAUCAAGCAGUUCUGGCUCACCAUAGUCGACCACCCGACGGAGCUCAAGAGGUACCAGAGAGGCUGGCUCCUGCUCUACGCCAAGCUGGACGCCUUGGAACCCAACCGCAGAUGGCAGCAGGUCAAGGGGCCUAUGGCAGGGGUCAUCGCGCAGCUGCUUGGGUUAGGCUGGAUACCGCGACGCCUGGACAGCUGGACCAGCCCAGCAGGUGACGAGUGGGCCUACAAGCCAGAUGACAUUCUUCACUUCGGCGCGCUCCUGCAUGAAGUCCAGCAGAGCGCGCAGCAGCAGCUCUGGCAGCAAGCAGCUGGCCAUCGCGGUGGAGAAGGACUUCAGGCUGGAGGCGACCUCUAUCAGCUGCAGCGCCACCUGAGGAGGAGGAGGCGCAAAGGACAGCAUGCAGAGGCAGCCAUGCUGGAGACCAUAGCGGCGGCGGGCACCUGGACCAGGGAGCGUCGCAGGGCGGCCAACCUCAACCAAGAAGGCGACGACACCUGCGCGAGAUGCGGCGAGGCGAUAGAGACAGAGGAACACCGCUACUACGCAUGCCCCGCCAACGCAGAGAUAGGGCACAGCAAUGACACCGACCUGGCGAAGAAGGCGAAGGACGCGCUGGACCAGCGGCAAGACCUGCACUUCUGGCUCCGUGGCAUCCCGCCAGCGGCCUGGGCAGCCAAGGUCGACCCAGACGAGGACGCGGCGAAGGCGGCGCAGAUCUUCUGCACCAGCGAAGAGGCUCAGGCGGCAGCCCAGUCAGGGCACAAGGUCCGUGCAGACUAUGUUUUCACGGACGGCUCAGGUGGUGCAGGGGCAACGGCCCAGGACCCCCGCCUCAGACGCUGCGGCUGGGCAGUGGUGGCUUUCAGGUUCGACGAGCAAGGACGCCCGCAGGAAGUGGCCGCCUGGUACGUCACGAUCAGGGCGCCGCACACGGUGCCACGGGCAGAGCUCACCGCCAUGAGCAAAGCCAUCGGGUACACCACGGCGGCGACAGCCAGGGGGCUCAACAUAGUCAGCGAUUGCAAGUACGCCCUGGACGCACUCAAGCAGAUCCAGGAUCCUGAGGACCUGGACUACAGGAGCACGAACUACGACCUCUGGCUCCAGACGAAGCACCAGCUGCAGAACAGCACGGACACCAUCAUGGGCCACCACAUCCCAAGCCACCUGAUCGAGCACCCAGCCGAGCUGGAGAGGUGGAAUGGUCCCACCUGGCGGGUCAUAGGAAACGAGAUGGCAGACAAGUGCGCAGGCUGGGGAGCGGAGCAUGGAGCACUGGAUCCAGCCAUCAUCGCGCAGCAGCAGAUCAGGGACCAGAUCACCACGGCGGUGCAAAACCGGCUGCUAGCCAUCAACAUGGCGGUGACGGUGGAGGACCCCAACAAGGCCCCUCAGCGUCCCAAGGCCAAGCGCCGAAAGCCGCAGACGGCGAGGGACAGGGCAGCCCAGCUGGGACACGACUUGCGCAAGCUACAUCCGCGAUGGUGGUGUGCAACGUGUCGCAGUGGCCCAGCCACAGGACAAAGCAUCAGAGACUGGCUGGCAGAGACGGGAGAAUGCCUCGGGAAGUACGGCGGCCACCAGGACCAGCACGGCAACGUCAGGCUCGACUUCAAGGCGCUGCAGAUCGGCACGCAGGUGGUGUACGUCUCCCACAAGACGCAGUUCUCCCAUGGCUGGCUCUGGUGCGAGAAAUGUGGCGGCACCAGCUACCUUGGAGACCACAAGAGCAGGAUCGUGGCAGGAGUGGCAAGGAAGCUGGCCAGGCCAUGUCAGCCCCCAACAGCAGCAGGGCGGCGGGUCUUGGCGGACAUGCAGAGGGGCAAGCUGCCAAGAGGAGCUAAGCCAGCAGCAGACCCAGCUGAUGAGGGUCUCAACGAGAUCACCUUGCCUGGUGAUUUCAAGCUCGGCCUGAGUAACCACGAGGCGAUCGACCUGGACGGGGGCAGCUCAGAGGCAGGGGACCCGCAGCCAGCUCCACAGCAGCCACCCAACCAUCCGCACUCUGUCGUCCAAGCCAGCUGGAGGCUCGUGGACCACAUGGAGGGCUACGCGGAGCAGUGGAUGAACAUGGUCGACCAAGAGGUCUGGGACGACAUGGACGACUGGAUGGAGCAUUGCGUACCGCACCUCUUGGCCAUCACCAAUGUGGGUGGCAGAACGGACACGCAAGAGCAGACCAGGGCCGUCACCGCGCAGGAGCUUCAGCAGAUCAAGGACUUCUGCGAAGAAGUCUGGCGCAACACGCACCGCACGCGACGGAGGCUCAUGACCAGGAUGCUUACCCUCCCGCACGGUACAAGGCAGCAGGCAGCAAGAGUGCACAUGGACGCCUUCCAGAACAGAAGGAACAACAUCCUAGCGCACAGCAUCCCCAGCAGCGAGCGCAGGCCGCUGCCGAGAACAGCAGAGGCCAGCCGAGAGUGGUCACCAGAGAACCUGGACGAUGAUGACUCGACCCCAGACAGUGAAGCCCCAGAGCUGGAGGGCGAGCCGAGUAACCAGGAGAUGGAGACCACGGCAGGACCUGAUCAGAGGCACGACGCCAACAGCCUGAUGCAGACGGCCGUGCAGGUGGCAGUGACGCUGACCAAGCCAGUGGGGCCCAACCUGAUGAAGUUCGCGAGCGAAGCCGAUGAGGCCGGCCUGCUCCACCCAAGGCUUCGAGACAACAAAGGAGAAGCUGACCAGGACCCCGAGCAGGAGGUGGCGUGGCUCGAGAGAAACAGGCUUGAGCAGCGCAUGCAGUCGCUGGCAGGCUGCUGGAUCCAGAAAGAGGGCGAGCAGGGCUGGCCAUCGUGGCAGGCCGCGUGCGUGCCCCAUGUGCUGAGGGCGCUGCAGACUGGCGUCUACCAGAGGCUGUUCAGCAACGUGUCAGGGCCGAGCCGCCAGCGCAGCCAGCGCCGAGCGGCGGAGGAGAUCUGCCGCCUGGCAUGGCUCAACAGCGGAGAGGCGCGCAGGCAGAUCCAGCAGCAGGACCCGAAGGAGGCAGAGCGGCGCAGAGCAAUGGCUGAGCAUUUCCUGGGCGUGACGGAGCCAGCGGUGAGGAGCCGCAGCCCGC